Molecule: messenger RNA, 339 nt
Organism: Biomphalaria glabrata
Lineage: Eukaryota; Metazoa; Mollusca; Gastropoda; Planorbidae
Exons: 3
Coding region: 1-339 (112 amino acids)
Molecular function (GO): transferase activity
Source: RefSeq, a predicted model, not a curated record
AUGUUGGUGUUGGAGCUGAUGUUUGUGUCAGUUCAGAGUUCAGAUGUAGGAGUUGGUACUGAUGUAGGUGUAAGUUCAGAGGUUGGUGUUGGGACUGAUGUUGGUGUUGGAGCUGAUGUUGGUGUCAGUUCAGAUGUAGGUGUUGGUACUGAUGUUGGAGUUGGAAUAGAGGUUGGUGUAGGUAAAGAUGUUGGUGGAGGUUCAGGAGUUGUGGUUGUUGUUGUGGUAUAUGUUCCAGGAGGAAUAGAUGUUGGUGUUGGAAUUGAUUAUCCUAUUGAUACAACUCUCUUUAGGGUAGUGGUUAUUUUUAUCCAUGGCAGAUUGAAAAUAGAGCCUUGA